Messenger RNA from Lipotes vexillifer (Yangtze River dolphin), 1068 nucleotides. RefSeq names its product transmembrane serine protease 12 (gene TMPRSS12). The transcript is spliced from 5 exons. Gene Ontology annotation, molecular function: serine-type endopeptidase activity. The record is from RefSeq and is a predicted model, not a curated record. Gene Ontology annotation, biological process: proteolysis. NCBI's taxonomy places the organism in Eukaryota, Metazoa, Chordata, Mammalia, Artiodactyla, Lipotidae. Bases 1 to 1068 code for a protein of 355 amino acids.
AUGGGGCUGGGGCUCCUGAGAGCAGCGCUGUUGUUUCUGGGGGGCGCUCUCAUAUGCUCAGAACACUACCCACUCUCUGAAAGGAGUGGGCACGGCUCCUCGCGGGAACAGGCUGGAGGUCGGAGGUGGCCUGAAGCCAUGAGUGGGAGGCCCCGGGCGCAGGAGGAGCACCAGGCCCCGGAAGAGGAAGGGUUGAACGCAAAGGGCAAUUGUGGAACAGCACCACUUGCAAAUAUGAUCAAGGGGUCUCGGAUUGUAGGGGGCACAGAAGCUCAAAUUGGUGCAUGGCCAUGGCUAGUUAGCCUACAGAUUCAAUCUGGCAGAUAUCUUGCUCAUGUAUGUGCGGGAAGCUUAGUGAAAAAUAGAUGGGUCCUCACGGCUGCCCACUGCACUAAGGACAAUAGAGAUCCUAUAAUGUGGAGAGUCGUGAUUGGAACUAAUAAUAUAGAUGGGCGUCAGCCACACUCCAAGAUGAUGAAAGUUAAAGCGAUCAUUAUCCAUCCAGACUUCGACGUGGAAUCUUAUGAAAAUGAUAUUGCACUUUUUCAUUUAAAAAAAGCAGUGAGAUAUAAUGAUUACAUUCAGCCUAUCUGUCUACCUUUUGGUGUUUUCCAAAGACUGAACCGAAACACGAAGUGUUUUAUAAGUGGAUGGGGAAGAACAAAAGAAGAAGGUAAUAUUACAAAAAAAUUACACGAAGCAGAAGUGCAUUAUAUUUCUCGAAGUUUUUGUAAUUCUGACAAGAGUUAUGGGGAUAUAAUUCCUUACACUUCAUUUUGUGCAGGUGAUGAAGAUGGAGUUUUUGAUACUUGCAGGGGUGACAGUGGUGGACCAUUAAUGUGCUACUUACCAGAACGUGAACGAUAUUUUGUAAUGGGAAUUACCAGUUACGGAUAUGGCUGUGGUCGAAAAAAUUUUCCUGGUGUCUAUAGUGGGCCAUCCUUCUACCAAAAGUGGCUGACAGAUCACUUCUACCAGGCAAGCAAUGAAGGCAUAUUUAAUAUAAAUAUUCUACUUGGACAGGUCCUUGUAGCCUUAGGUUCUGUUGUCUUACUAGCAGCUCCAUAA